This is a messenger RNA of Microstroma glucosiphilum, 1720 nucleotides long. RefSeq names its product family A G protein-coupled receptor-like protein. The record is from RefSeq and is a predicted model, not a curated record. Gene Ontology annotation, cellular component: endoplasmic reticulum; plasma membrane. Lineage: Eukaryota; Fungi; Basidiomycota; Exobasidiomycetes; Microstromatales; Microstromataceae. The transcript is spliced from 2 exons. Gene Ontology annotation, molecular function: monoatomic ion channel activity. Gene Ontology annotation, biological process: monoatomic ion transport. The coding region runs from base 477 to 1448 and encodes 323 amino acids.
CCUCUACGGCAACUCCUCGGCAGCCUGACCGACCGUAUGUAGACCGUGGUGAGGCGCCACUGACACAGACGAGCAUUUUUCGAGACCGCCGUGGUCAUUUGCCGUGGGUUCGGCAGGGCGAAGGAGGACCCUGAAGUGACCCUCGAUUGACGUAAGAGACCGCUUUGGUGCACUCACGAUCAUGGGAGAGCGGCUGAAUCGGCGUAGACGAUAACGUCCCAUCCGCAUCCCGCUUGGCUCUCCGCAAAGGGACAAGAACAGUAUCCCCUGCCCUGUUUGCCAUUGUGAUUUUCAGGCCAGGGCAGUUUGACAUCAUAUCCCGUGCGGCCCACAACAGCCGUCCAGUCUCUCUACCGGAGCUUAGAAGCGAGGGAAAAAAGUAUAUAGUCUCGAGGCGAGCCCCUGGACUCAGCAACAUCGCCCUGAUUUCAUUGCUACCCUCCAUUGCACACCACCCCUCCUGACCCUAUACCAACAUGGCCUCUUACGUGCAGCGUGGUGUUGACCACUUCAACUCAGCCCUGGAUGCAAAGCUCCUGGCGCGAGGUUCCAUCGCUUCCAACGCUUUGGUCGCAGACAUUGACAUCACUGAUGCUGCCACUGACUUUCUGUGGGCUAUCUUCGCCGUGAUGGCCUUCACCACAAUUGCCAUCCUCUUCUACGCCAACUUCAUGGUGCCCCGUCACCAGCGUGCCUUUGUGUACCUCUCCGCCGCCAUCACUGGUACUGCCUCGAUUGCUUACUUCUCCAUGGCCUCUGACCUGGGUUCUACCCCCGUUACAGUGGAGUUCCUCAACGGUUGGGACACCGCCAACUCCAGCGGUGUAUACCCCACGCGCUCCAUCUGGUACGCCAGGUACAUUGACUGGACUAUCACCACGCCUCUGCUACUCCUCGAGCUGCUGCUGAUCAGUGGUAUGCCCCUUUCGAAUGUCUUCUUGACCAUCUUCUGGGACAUUGUGAUGAUCGAGACUGGUCUAAUCGGAUCUCUGGUCACCUCGCAGUACAAGUGGGGCUUCUACGUAUUUGGCUGCAUCGCCAUGUUCCUGGUCUUCUACGAUCUCUACGUCGUCGGCUGGUCCUCGGCCAAGAAGCUCGACCCCUCCCUCGGUCGUACUUACAUCACUGGAACUGCUAUGCUCUCCUUCCUCUGGUUCCUGUACCCCAUUGCCUGGGGAUUGGCAGAUGGUGGAAACCAGAUCUCCCCUACUGGUGAGAUGGUCUUCUACGGUGUCCUCGAUCUCCUUGCCAAGCCCGUCUUUGCCAUUGUGCACCUGGUUGGUCUGCGAUCGCUCAACUACGAUGUCCUCGGUCUGCAGUCUGGUAAGCGCUCCGCUUACCAGGAGGCUGCCGGCACCGGUGGUGGUAUUACUAGCACCAGCAAGGGCCAGGAGGCUAGCCACGGUCACGGCUCACCUUCCGAGACUGCCGUCCACGGCAACGCUUAGAAACUCGCACCUUUUCCAGUCCUGUUCUCGGCUCUUCCGAACUCUUUACCUGCCUUGAACCGGUUGCUAGAUGAAAGCAGUCUCUGCUUUCACCUUUCAGUCCUUCUUCCCAUGUAUGUCUCUUGCCAUCGAUGCACCUUGUGCGUCUUGUGCUUGUAUGAACAACAUCGAUACACGACCCGGUUUCGCCUCCUGUACCUUCUAUCUGUAUGAUCCUUGCAGUCAUCGUGCUCUUGCUUGCAUGGAACUACAUUGACACACAUGCUCGCGUC